GCCUGGUUCGCAGCCCUGCGGGCGCACCGGGCGUCGGGGCCUGAGAGCCGCGCGCUGCCUCCCGAUCCCCGCGGCCCCCCUUUCGGCCGCGCUGAUUGGCCGCUCCCGGGCCUUCCCCUGCGCGGGCUCCACGGCCCAGCGGAAAGUUUUCUGUGUCCGGAGGAAGUUGGACCUUUGGAGACUCGGAGACAGCAGCUCCCGAGGCUGCGGGGCUCUGCGCGGCCAUGGAGAUGGAGGAGCCCCCUUUGCGAGAGGAGGAGGAGGAAGAGGAGGAGGAGGACGAGGCUGGCCCCGAGGGGGCUCUGCGCAAGAGCCCCUUCCAGCUGACCGCCGAGGACGUGUAUGACAUCUCCUACGUGGUGGGCCGCGAGCUGAUGGCGCUGGGCAGCGACCCCCGGGUGACACAGCUGCAGUUCAAAAUCGUCCGCGUGCUGGAGAUGCUGGAGACGCUGGUGAGCGAGGGCAGCCUGGCGGCGGAGGAGCUGAGGAUGGAGCGGGACAGCCUCCGCAAGGAGGUGGAGGGGCUGCGGAGAGAGGGCGCGGCGGCCAGCCCCGAGGGAAGCCUGGGACCAGGCAAGAUGAUGGUUGACCUGACCGACCCCAACCGGCCGCGCUUCACUCUGCAGGAGCUGAGGGACGUGCUGCAGGAGCGCAACAAGCUCAAGGCGCAGCUGCUGCUGGCGCAGGAGGAGCUGCAGUGCUACAAGAGUGGCCUGAUUCCAGCAAGAGAAGGCCCCGAAGGGAGAAGAGGAAAGGACACUAUGGUUGCCAGGGCCAGCAACGCCAGCAGAGACAAGGAGGAGAAGACCAUCAUAAGGAAGCUGUGAGUCACCUUGCUGCCCGCCGCUGCCACU
Myotis lucifugus (little brown bat) is the source of this 854-nucleotide messenger RNA. Its product is annotated as RILP-like protein 2. Gene Ontology annotation, molecular function: protein dimerization activity. The record is from RefSeq and is a predicted model, not a curated record. Gene Ontology annotation, cellular component: cytoplasm; ciliary basal body. The coding region runs from base 225 to 827 and encodes 200 amino acids. Lineage: Eukaryota; Metazoa; Chordata; Mammalia; Chiroptera; Vespertilionidae. The transcript is spliced from 3 exons. Gene Ontology annotation, biological process: cilium assembly.